Messenger RNA from Fusarium verticillioides 7600, 2565 nucleotides. RefSeq lists its product as hypothetical. Lineage: Eukaryota; Fungi; Ascomycota; Sordariomycetes; Hypocreales; Nectriaceae. The record is from RefSeq and is a predicted model, not a curated record. The transcript has a single exon. The coding region runs from base 643 to 2481 and encodes 612 amino acids. Gene Ontology annotation, molecular function: alpha-(1->6)-fucosyltransferase activity. Gene Ontology annotation, biological process: protein N-linked glycosylation.
AUGAUCCGAUGAAUUUCAUAUCCUCAGCGUCUAAAAUCUAGAACUCUUGUUUUCCUUUCCUUUGUGCCCCAAGGGGAUCUUUCUUCUCUUGUUCUUUGCAGUGCAGGUCCAAGGCUCGAUGUCUACACUCGCAACUUGAGCUCUUAUUCGAUUCGUUACACAUUCCUUUCCUUUCCUUACAUUCUAUCUUUUGUCUUAUUCCGAGCAUUUGGCUACUCGCCCAUUCAGGUUUUGACUCUACUACCUAUCUUCGGACAUAUAUCACUGCCUUCUGCGUGUAAUUGGGAGGGUGACUUCAACGGCUGGCUUCCCUCUAGGUCUACCAAAAGCCAGAUGAACAACAUCCACUGAGACCUUCGUUUGCUUACAAGGAAUCCAAAGCGUCCCGUUUGAGAACACUUCCUAUUGCCAUUAAAAAAUUACGGGCAAUUUUUUAUCGUGUUUCACAGAUAGGCAAAGCAAAGCAAACAGUCUUAGGCCUUUCUUUCAGCCCAAUCCGCUCUGUUCGACCUGGUUUGUCGUCUACCGGAUCCUUCAUCGUUACAUUCGCAAUUCCAGAGCAACAGCUUUGGGUUCUCGACUAGCAAUUCUAUUCCCAUAUUGCUUGAUUCUCCCGCGUCAGCUUCAUUUCCCAACAAUCCCAUGAUGUCUGGUCCAACUCAAUCAAAGAUGCUGGUCGUGCCGCCAGCACUAAACCUGCGCCGAGCUAGCUCUUACAGCUCCCAAGAUCGUGGGCCUAUUUCAUCAACUUCAUCCCGUUUCAAUUUCAACCACCUAUUCUUUUCACCACCUGCUUCUCCAGCACUUCCAGCUCUGGUACCUCGACCCCCAAAGAGGACCUCGAGCCAGAUCUUGGUUGCUCGACCGAGCCGAGUCUUUCGACGGCUUUUUCUCCUUGGUAUCUUGCUCUCAAUCACAUACCUUGUGGCAUUGGCUUUUCAGAAUCCAGAUGCCAUUCCAGCGGCAGUAUGGCCUUAUUUUGGACAAGAGGAGUUUGAGAUGGUUGGCCAAGAUGCCUUCCCAGAUUUCCCCACGCCCAUUCUUAUCAACGACAACAAGGGUCGCUCGAAGUGGAGUGUCUUUAUACCACCAAACGGGGACUUUCCCUUGACUAUGGACCAAUAUGCAGAGAUGGGCAGUCAAUGCCGAGAGGUUUCUUCCCGGGCAAGAGAUAUUCAUCGCAAGGCCCCGAUCACCGAAAAGGCUAUCAUCAACUAUGAUGCCAAAGAUGAAUACUAUAUCGACGUAUAUGACGCUGAGAGAUCAGGACUUCUAGCACCCUACAAAGGUAUUCGUGCCAAAAACAAGGGCAAAUUUGUUGGUGUAGAUAAAAAACACUUGAAGCAUAAACCGGUGUGCGAAAGUACCAUGACUUUUGUUUUGGAAUCCUCAGAUGCUGGCCUUGGUAACACACUCAUGAUGCUAUGGACCUUCUACGGACUAGCAAAGCAACUUGACCGUGAGUUCUUCAUUGUGGAUAAACGUUGGGCCUACGGACCCUGGACCGAGAUUUUUGAAGCUCCUCCUAUCCCUGACUGUCGUCCUCCUCCUCGACACCACAUGGUUCCUUGUCCUUUUCAAGCUCGUCACUUGGUCGUUUCCUCUGCGACAGCUAAGGAGGUAUUCCCGGCGUUGCUAGCCCAAAAUCAUCGAGUUGCAGGAACCGAGGAUGGAUUGCGGGAUCUCUUCGAACUGGCUCGUAUUGGAUAUGAGGAUCUAUUUAUCUUGAGUGAUGAGGACCAGGCUUAUGUCGACGAGCGUGUAACUGCAAUUCAAGCAAAAGCCAACACUGAGGGCAGUCUCAUGACGCAUAUACCCAUCAUUGGGCUUCACGUUCGUCAUGGCGACCAGCAUCCACUCGAAUUUCAAUAUCGCGAUACCUAUAUCCCGGCUGAUGUCUACCUUAAACAAGUCAUCCGUUAUGUGGACGAAUACUACAACAAUACAGGAAUGGAAGAUAACACGCAACGGCGACAUAUCACUCUCUUGGCUUCGGACGACCCCACAGUUCAUGAGGAGCCUGAGUUUUCUCAUACCAUUCUUUCCCAAGAUCGAAUUCGUCUAGCUUCAAAAGGUGCGAUUGCCCGCGCAAGUGGCAAUCAUCAUUCGCUUAAUAACUUUGUUGAGAACACGUUUGGUUGGGAGGGCGGUUUCUUUGCUCCCCUUUUCUGGAAUCUUGGUGUCCAAAGCAAAAAUAAUGCGGCUGAAGCACCAGCAGGAGUGAAUGUCGAUGGAGUGAAUGAAGAAGCCAGGCAUAUGGCACCGCCUUCCGAAGAAACGCUCCGACUCCGUAGUCUCGUCGGUCGAGCGUAUAUGAUGGAUCUAGCCGUUCUAUCGGAGUCGAGCGAUAAGAUUGUUUGCACGGUGAGUGCUUCAGGGUGCCGCCUACUGGCCGUGAUGAUGGGAUGGGAGGAUAGCAUGGAAAAUGGGGGCUGGCACAACGUUGAUGGAACCUAUGGUUGGGCAGGGAUCGACUGGUGAGCUAGAGACAAAUUUUCAUUCUUUCAUUGAAUGCUUUCUCUUGUGCAAAAAGCCCAAAAGAGCAUGAGGAUAACUGUAAGACGC